Molecule: messenger RNA, 2043 nt
Organism: Besnoitia besnoiti
Lineage: Eukaryota; Apicomplexa; Conoidasida; Eucoccidiorida; Sarcocystidae
Product: polo kinase
Exons: 1
Coding region: 1-2043 (680 amino acids)
Biological process (GO): protein phosphorylation
Molecular function (GO): protein kinase activity; ATP binding
Source: RefSeq, a predicted model, not a curated record
AUGGAGUCCUUGAAGACAAGGUGUUGUGCCUGCGAACUCGUCAGCGCGGCGCUAGGUCAGCGAAUCUGGCUGUUUGCCCUUCUGGCGUACGUAUGGGAGUUUUCGGCGAAAGGCAUUGAAGUUGACUCUACAGCCCGGCCCCCAAGGUCGGCUUUUCCGCGCGACCACCGGUACCUCAGCGAUCCCCUGGUCGAGAGGACCGGUGGAACCGGUCGAGGUUCACCGGUUUUCCUACUUCUGGAGGCGGAUCUUCAAAAGCCAGGAAAUGUUUCGGACCGCAAAGAGGCAACUGCGGGGUCCGCAAACGAAAAAGCUGCGGAAUUCGAUGGCGGACGGCGGUUUCCAUCCCUGCCAGGAGCGGGGGGACGUGGGACUGCAGGUUCCCCGUCAUCUGGGGAGGAGCGCGAGUCUGGUUUUACGAGUCGCCCGCUCGAGCGCCCGCUCAACACAAAACAGUCCGCAGCAAGCAUCAUGCCAUCUCCAGUAGACAUGGGGGCAUUGCCCAAAAAUCCCUUUUCGCCGGAACCCAUCAACACCCCUGCACCGAAGACUUCUUCCAACCAAGACGGUUUGGCCUCAAAAGAAUACUUGGAGAUGCACCCCCUGCGACCGUUGUCCGCUGAAAGCAGUGGCCUCUAUCGGAGUGUACCCAUGACUGGAAAAGCCCCGUCGUCAAAGCCUUCGCAGCUGAUCACGCGGUUCGAGGGCGUGGGACGUUUCUCACACGAGAAGAAGUCGCCGUUCUGGAGCGCUAAAGAAUUCCUACGCCGUAUGGCCUCGCGGCUGUGGAAGAAACUGAGAGAAAUGCUGGCAGCGUUGCGACAAAGGAUUCAGAAAAAGCGGGAAAGCCGAAAGCUUCUUCUUCAAAUGCCUGUGAGUGGACGGAAAGCCGCAGCUGAUUUUGCUCGAAAGCUGCGCGAGUCGAGGCAGGCACUGCACCACCAGAGUCUUGAGGCCCUGUUAGACACACGAUUUCCACGGCGUUCCAACAUUCUAUGCACGUCUGACAUCUCGAAGAAACGAGUGACUCUGCAGAGACUGGCCGUGAUCGGACGGGGAGCACGGGCCAUCGCUUUCGAGGUGACGCGCGUGGAAACAGGAGACCAGUGGACUUUGAAGGCUUUCGAGGACCCACGUGGGCCCAUCCCCGCUCCCGGCACGGAAUCAGCCCUGGAGCUUCUUGGCAAAGAGUCCUCUGCGAUUCUGCUACUCCCCUACAAAGUGCCAGCCCUAGCGUACAGCCUGCUGAGGAUGAUGGUUGCCGCAGACAUCCUCUCAUGCCGUGACGACAGAGUAUCUGUCCGCCACCACGGCCCCCCUCCUCAGGAAAUAUUUCUCCAGACGUUCUUGCUGUACCCCAUGGCCGCGGGUUCUCUCAGCGACGUCGUCGAUUCGAUGUUCCACGAGGAACGGAGCAGAAACACAGAGCCCUCAACAGAAGAGAGAGCACGAGCCCUCUCGGCACGUCUGAGCUUCUCAAUUCAGGCUGUUCGACUGACCGCCCUUCUUCACUUCCACGGCCUUGUGCACGGAGAUUUGCAAGCCGGCAACUUCUUCGUCUGUGCUGACGGCACUCUGUUUCUUGGAGGCGGUCGUCAUCUAACCACAGAGGGCGCGCCUUAUCGCGCCUCAAAUACUGACAGUGAAGGCGCUCCAGAGAAUUCGCGCCCGACAGGAAAUGCCACGUUCACGGCUUCGCUAAACUCCUGGCACGUAGGCUGCGUACUCUACCGAAUCUGGUGCGAAGGGUUUCCGUUUGGUCCCUCGGCCGGGAAGAAACAACCCUGGACCGAGCUGCCAUUUCUCCUAGAUCUGAAAUCCGGAAAGAAGCGAAGGUUGUGGAAGUGGCGACGAACAACCAAGGCUCGGAAGCCGUUGUCGUUCGCAAGUUGUGUACGCGACAUGCCUGCAGGCGUCAAAAAUUUGAUUGUUCGCCUUCUUGCGGAAACGCCGCGUCAGAGGCUGUUACCCACCCGGGCAGUACGGGAUCCGGUCUUCACGAAGCUCGAACAAGAACUAAAGGCCCUUGAUAGAUUUGCCUAG